Molecule: messenger RNA, 7460 nt
Organism: Panicum virgatum (switchgrass)
Lineage: Eukaryota; Viridiplantae; Streptophyta; Magnoliopsida; Poales; Poaceae
Product: disease resistance protein RGA5-like
Exons: 6
Coding region: 4122-6920 (932 amino acids)
Biological process (GO): defense response to other organism
Molecular function (GO): ADP binding
Source: RefSeq, a predicted model, not a curated record
CGGGUAAUUUCGUCUACCCAUAUAUCUAUUAUAUAUAUAUUUAAAUGUUAGAAGAAGUCACCACGUUCGCUGAGAGGGUCUAGAAAUUACUACAUUAAUAUAAAAAAGAGAAAAAUUUGCACCAUCGGAUUUCACGAAGAUCUAACGGUUUAAAAUAGAGUAAUGUGUACUGUUGGAUUUUAUGUUGAUCUAAUGGUCUAUCUAAAUCCAAAAAGAAUCGUUAUCCAAUACAAUUAAUAAUAAAUUAAAAAGAAGUUUCCCUAUUCUCCAGUAUAUACAAUUAAACCAAUCCAAGAGUCCAACACAUGUAAAAAAGUGCCGAAACUUGAUUUGCCAUCCAUAAGAUCCGUAACUAGGAAAUAAAUAAAAGGAAGAAUAAGCCCAUCCAAAAACAAAUCAUGAAACGACACGUUGAUAUAAAACCAGAAGAAAAUUUUGUGCUCACCCAUCUUCACGCAAAUGACCAUCUAGCUAGAUGCAUUCUGAAGCUGCUGCUGCCCCUAACAUAUCAUCGACAUGAAAGAGUGCAAGCAGUAAACCGGUGGUAGAGCCGCAGAAUACAGUCAGCUUCCAUGGCGGGACUGUUAAAAGAAACCACCACAUUCACUGAGAGCGUCUAGAAACUAUCAUGUUAAUCUAAAAGAAGAAAAUGAUUUAUACGAUUGGAUUUCUUUUGAAGAUCUUAAGGUCUAAACUAGCCAAAAAACAUCUGCAAUGGUCGAGACCGUUAGACCGACGCCUCGGCCACCGCUGCGAAAAUGCAACUAACUGCUAGCUUGCUUGGGCGAUGACUGACGACAUCUUCGUCGGAGGACCAUAGAGGUGAGGACAAGAACAUUGGCCACAUCCUUCUUGCGCUCGGUGGUGAAAAGCUACGUGUUAGGCAGUGCAUAAUGCGAGACAGAUCAGUUCUUGGUCCAGUCUGAAAGAAGCUGUAACUGCUUUGUUAGGCGAGGAGCUGACCACAGCAUAGAAGAAGCCAGUAAGGUUGAGGUCGAAUCCGUCGGCAUCUUUAACCCAAGGAACUAACAGGCCAUUCCAUGAAGAUGAAUAAUCGCAUGGAAUAGAUCUAGAGGCAUCAACACAACUUGCUUCUUGCAGUUUGGGCAGGCUUAACAAAAGAAGGGAGGAGGGUGCUGCGCUAGAGAAGGGAAGAAUUAGCAGGCCUGGUAACAUGAGAAGGAAGGACACAAGAGUUGCUUGACAAUACAAAACGGGCAAGGUGCGGCUGAGAAUCACAAUGAAGCUAUGCAGCUGUGGAUCGGUAUGAAAAAUGUAGGAGCUCAUCGAGGAUAGCAUCUGUUCUUCAAAGUCAUGGCUAAUAUGUUUGCGAUGAGCUAUUGAUAUGCAUUUAAAAAACUUCAUCAAGAAAAUUAAAAAUUAGACAACACUUAAUUGCUGCAAAGCAUAAUUUGGUGAUAAGGGAAGCAUAACCGGUAGACAUUAGAUGUGUCUGGCCGCAACCUCAUCAGGCAGUGAUAAGAAAAGUAUGAAGAUGUGAAUCGACUGCUCUAUGCAUUUUUUUAAAAACAACAUUAUAAUACAUAUUAUAGAAGUAACACUAUCAUAGGGCCUUUCAAAGAGGAGCCAAUUACAAACCGAGUCCAAAUGGCCAGACACACGGGAACAUCUCCACGCAUCGCAUAAGCAAGAAUCUAGAGAAAUCUACGGGCAAAGUGCAAAACACCAUUGUCACCUCCGUAAAGCUCACCGGCACCAGUGUCCAAAGGGAUCCAGUAAUAAUGUUUCGAGCUAUGGUUGAGAAGCCUCGCCAGGAGGCGUUGGUGAGGACCAAUAUCAGUGACCCAUGGACGUAGAUGAAAGCGGCGCCAAUGAGUAAAAAAGUUAAGCCCUCAAAUUUGGGAGAAGGCAUGCAACACAACAAACGACAUAGACCCAUAGGGACCCAGAGAGAAAGAAGCUCACAGCUACUUCUGGCGUGGGAAGAGGGAGGAAAUCAGAGCCACAACAAAAAUCAGCAGGUAAGGACGCACAGAUUCACUCCUAUGAAGAACAUAACCAAAUCCACAGCACAAGCAAGCAGAUCUACCAUGAUUCUAACCAAAACAAAAGAUAAAAUAAGAAGAUCCAGGUACAAACCUAGAAGCCAGAGAAAGGAGGGUAAAAAUAGAAAGGAGGAGGAAGAGGAAGAGCUGAGCCAUGAGGCGGUGGAAAUGGACGAAGGGGGAUGAGAUUUGGUCAAGCGGAGCAAAAGGAAGAAGAAGAGGGAGGGAAGGAACCUUUAUUUAAGCUCUCCUGUAGACACCACAACAAGCCACAACAGCAGGGGAGCGGUGUCACAGCCACCGAGCGUCCAUAGUGGCACAACAAACCACAGAUAAUAUACAAUGAUAUACACUAGCAGAAGGAGGCCGGAAUCGAUGGGAUUUCGGUGAGGUAUUGUAGAAGGGGAUUGGCGAGGAUAAGGAUUGGGGAAGCUUUGCACACGAGGGUUGCAAGCUUGCACUAUGCUAUUUAGGCGAACAUUGGGUAACGCAUUGCCUAAAAAUUUUGAGAUCUUACAAUAUCUAUGUUUUUUUACACAAAUGCUUAUGAACACUUCGAUCAAUAUGAACCAAUCAAAUCUAUGAGAAAAUAUUUAGGAUGAUUAGAUCUUACAAUAAAUCUAUUGAUUGUGCGAAUUUGGACCAUAAAAUAUUUGACAAAUAUAGAGCAUGCGGACGAGACCUUCCUUGAGUACAACAAAUAAAUAUAAAUAAGUUUUAAAUAUUAAAAGGGUUUAGGAAUUACUACUUUAGUUGGAAAAAAAUAAAAGAACAUAUAGCACUAAAUUUUAUGAUUAAUGGUCUUGAUUAACAUGUGAUGUUAAGCUUUGAUUUCCCUUGAUGUUAUAACUUCAAUGGUCUCGAAACAACGAACAAAAUCAUUUGAAUAAAUUCAUUUUUAAAUUAAAAAUACAAACACCAAAUGGCAUAGUAUAAAAAGGCUAGAUACCCGUGCUAUUUGCGCGGGCCAUCUCGCUAGUUUUACGAAAAUAAGUGUUUUUCACGUAUUUUCAUCUACUGGUUCGAUGAAAUUAGAUUUCGUCCAACGAUUGGACGAAAAUACUAUAUUUCGUGGUCUCAUUAGACGAAAAUAGCGGACAAAAUUUAGAUUUCACCUACACAGUAGAUGAUUAGGAAUUUUAGGGCUUAGCAGAAGCCACAGCGACCGGCACGCGGCGGAUGCGUCACCGCACCACGCCGCGGCGCCUCUCGGCACCUCCCGUGUCGUCUCCGGGUGGCCGCACUGCAAAUUUGCAGCGGCUUCCGUGCGCGCCCAAGUCGGAGCAGGAGGAGCCUCUCGGUGCCCAUGCCGUGCCGGAUCCAUCUGUUCUCGGCACUUCUCGGCUUCUCGCCGGUCGCCGCUUUUCUUUUCUUUUGUUUGGGCUAGAAUCCGAUUCCGCCGGCCUAUCGCCACGGUCUCCGCUUCCCUCACCUUUGUCGAAGAAACCCGCCGCUUUGGCACGCGGCGUAACCAACACGACGGUCUGCCUGCGCGUCACGGAUUCUUCUCCCACCACUUGUACAGAAAAACAACAAAGCGAUAGAGGGAAGCCGUUGCGUUGCAAAGCGGAGGGUCCGCACGAACGAGCCCUCCCUUUAGCAAAGCGGAGGGGGCGCAGCGAAGCAGAGCCGCCGCUGGCCGGCGACCGAACGGGAUACAUCUAGAUGUCACCCUCAAGAGAGGAGUCGUCCGUGCUAACAUCAGAUCAUCCCCUCUCGCUCGUAAUCUGACUUCGAUUCCUUCAGCAAUCGCGGACGGCAUCCGAAACUAGCCGCCACCACAAAGCAGGUCUCGCUCGAAGCUUCUCCAGAUGGGGUAGAUAUCCGGGCAAAUUAUCUGGAGGGCGGCAGAACCGGCCACCUAAGAAGAGUAAAAGUUUUGUUUCAGUUGCUCCAGACACUUCCGCUUCCCUUUCCUGCUCCCAGUUUCAAGACGUAAAUUUGGCGAGGCUGCUAGGGGAACGUUAGAGCCUCUCCUCUCUUCUUCAUCCGCAUCUGACUUCCCCUUCGGUUCUUCCAAAGAAUACAUCAGAUUUGUUCCAGUCGCUUGCCUCGUUUCUAACAGAAACUACACCAAUCUAUCGAGGCUAGACUCAAGAGCGCCAGUGAGUGAUCAUGGAGCAGGCUAUGGUGAGCGUAGCCACGGGGGCCCUGAAACUCGUCCUGGGGAAGCUAGCAACUCUGCUCAUUGAGGAGUUCAAGCUGGUCGUGGGGGUGCGUGGCAAAAUCAGGUUCCUUCAGGCCGAGCUAGAGGCAAUGCACGCCUUCCUCUUGAAGAUGUCUUGGGUGGAGGAACCUGACGAGCAAGCCAAGAGCUGGAUGAAGCAGGUGCGGGAGCUGUCCUAUGACAUCCAUGACAGCAUCGAUGACUUCAUGCUUCGCGUGGGUGAUGGCGAAUCUACCAAGCCCAAAGGUGUCAAGGGCUUCAUAAAGAGGUCCAUGAACCUACUGACAGAGACCAAGACUCGCCGUCGGAUAGGCAAAGAGGUCAAGAGUCUCGAGACCCUAGUCAAGGAGGUGGCGGACCGGCGUGCAAGGUACAGAAUUGACGACAGCAUCUGCAAAGCCACCAAUGCAACAGUUGAUCCUCGAGUCAGCUGUCAGUACAAGGAUCCAUCUGAGCUCGAAGGCAUUGAAGGACCAACCGAGAAGAUCAUCAAGAUGUUGAAUGGGGGAGAGGAAGAUGCACCAGUGCCGCAACUGAAGUUGGUCUCGAUCGUUGGAUUUGGAGGAUUGGGCAAGACAACUCUUGCCCGUCGUGUUUACGACACAUUUGGAAAACACUUCGACUAUCGGGCUUUUGUAUCAGUCUCUCGGCAUCCUAACAUGGUGAUGAUUCUCAAGGAUAUUCUCAGCCAAGUGGGUUAUGAUGGACACUUAUCAGAGAUUGAAGAAUCUCUAAUUGGCACCAUUUCCAUGUACCUGGAAAAUAAAAGGUACUUCAUCGUAGUAGAUGAUGUAUGGGACGUUCAAUCGUGGGACACCAUUAAUCGUGGUUUUUCGAAAAAUAGUCACGGUAGCAAAAUAAUCACAACAACUCGUGUAAGUAAAGUGGCCGAAUCAUGUUGCAUCCCAUAUGGUGGUUGUGUUCAUAACUUAAUGCCUCUUAGCACAGUGGACUCUGAAAGGUUGUUUCUUAGGAGAAUAUUUGGUAACGGACAGCAAUGCCCACGGCAUCUCAAAAGAGUUUCUGAUAAGAUACUGGAAAAAUGUGGUGGUUUACCCUUGGCAAUUCUUGCUAUAUCUGGUUUGUUAGCAACCAACCGACAGGAAGACCAAUGGGAACAAGUGCAAAAUUCUAUUGGCCAGGGACUUGGAAGCAAUCCUGCUGCUGAAGGAAUGAUGAGGAUACUGUCAUUUAGUUACUUUAAUUUGAAUCCUUGUCUAAGAUCUUGCCUACUAUAUUUGAGUAUAUAUCCAGAAGAUGACAUGAUUUACAAGGAGGAUUUGAUUAUGAGAUGGAUUGUGGAGGGAUUCAUUCCUGAAGAACAUGGAGUACAAACCAUAUAUGAAAUAGGAGAGAGGUGUUACAAUGAGCUCGUGAAUCGGAGCCUAAUCCAACCAGCUGAGGGUAUUCACUUUGUUGAUAGGAAGGACCGCUGUCGAGUCCAUGACACAAUUCUUGAUUUUGUCAUAUCCAAGUCCAAGGAAGAUAACUUUGUUACUUUGCUUGGUGUACCCGGUGUACAUCCUGAUCCACAAAACAAGGCCCGUCGAUUGUCUCUACAGAGUGGCUGUGAAAUUCCUACAGAUCUGCUUUUAUCUAAUGCUCGGUCACUUGUUGCUUUUGGGGUUGCUGUCAAACUUCCAUCUCUGAAGGAGUUUAAGAACUUGCGUGCAUUGAGCUUUGAAGGCUGUCGGCAAUUAGAAGAUCACCUUGUUGUUGGUAUAGGAAAUUUGUGUCACCUGAAGCACCUGAGGUUUCACAAAACAGGAAUUAGGAAAUUCCCAGAAGAAAUAGUAAAGCUACAGUUCUUAGAGACACUUGAAAUAUCUCUAUUCUACUCAGGUCUUAAUAAGAUCCCGUCAACCUUUUGUCAGCUUCGACGAUUGGUCCAUCUAGCUGUUGAUAGUGAUUUUAUAUUGCCGGAUGAUAUUGGAGGCAUGCAAGCACUUCAAGUGUUGGAGGGCAUUGAUGUCUUCCGUCACUCAACUAAAUUUUGUCAGCAACUUGGUCAACUAACAAACCUGAGGAAGCUGCAGCUAGAAUUGUGGUCGUUCAGCGCUGGUGAAAACUUUCAAGAGCAGAUAAAAGAACUGGUCUCUUCCAUCCGCAAGUUAGGCAAUGCAAAACUCUAUUCUCUUCAGACCGAUGGAGGUUACGAUUAUGAAGAUGAGGAGCCGAUGGAAGAGUUUGCAUUCCACUUAGAUGAAUCAUGGUUCUAUGCUCUAUGUGGCCUUCGGGAACUUGUCAUGAAGGCUCCUAUACCCUUGAGGGUUCCAAGAUCGAUGAACUCACUUUCCAACGUCCACAAAUUAUGGCUCCAUUUGUUUGAAAUCCAGCAGGCAGAUAUUGACAUCCUGGGAAACUUACCCGCUCUCCAAGAACUCACCCUAUUUGCAGAGGACUAUGCGGCGGCUGGACCGAAAGGAAGACCUCUUAGGAUCAGCCCAAAUCAUGGAUUCUCUUUCUUGACUUAUUUCCUGAUUGCCACCGAAUCCGGUGACCUCGGGUUGAUAUUUGAAGCCGGAUCCAUGCCAAAGCUACAGAAACUGGUACUCAUCUUUAAGGAAUACGAUAGUUGGUCGCGGACUAAGGGUAAUUUCGAUUUUGGCAUUGGGCACCUUGCCUGCCUCACAAGCGUAGGCAUUGCAAGACCUGAUGAGAUCGAGCCAGAAUCAAAGGCUCCCUUUGAGAGGGCAAUCGAGGCACAUCCCAACCAUCCAUCCCUGGAGGAGUUGGAAUGGCAAUAGCCAGGUUUCAUCCUUUCAGGCCCGUGAAAGCUGCAGGUAUCAUUGUUUUCCCACGGAGGCAAAGCAGUUUUCUUCCUCCAGUUUAGAAAUGGGCGUAUCUAGCUACAUAUUAAGUCAUACAUAAGCUACAAUAUUUACCAGAUUUACCAUAGAGGCAUAGAUACUGUGGCUCCAGCAGAGACUUCCCUAGUGGGCAGAUUGAAAAUAUUAUGAGAUCUAGCAUGUAGCCUUCUAAUAUUUGAUCAUGUCUUUUCCUUAGAAAAAGUGUGAAAAUGGAUCAUGGUAGCAUAAACAACAAGAUGGGUGAACAAGGUUACAGGGUGGCCCAUUGCAACUCCACAAGAGCAAUGACGAAAAGGAUAAUCUUGUCAGACCUGACAUUUUCGAAAAUAUAGAUAUUGUUAUCGUGAAAUGUUACUAUGGACAUGUUUCAUUUUAUUUGUACUGUUGCUUCAUGGUUUAGUUGUGUACGCAUUUGAUUACAGUUGCACUCUUGAUUUGUACUAAUAAUUUUUUUGAAUAACCUCGAGUUUGCUUUUA